Molecule: messenger RNA, 2366 nt
Organism: Amblyraja radiata (thorny skate)
Lineage: Eukaryota; Metazoa; Chordata; Chondrichthyes; Rajiformes; Rajidae
Product: serine/threonine-protein phosphatase 2B catalytic subunit beta isoform
Exons: 14
Coding region: 339-1877 (512 amino acids)
Biological process (GO): calcineurin-mediated signaling
Molecular function (GO): calmodulin-dependent protein phosphatase activity
Source: RefSeq, a predicted model, not a curated record
GCUGGGCCCGCCAUCUUGCCGCCGCCGUGAUGCCGGGAUCGCCGCCGGGCCACAGACACACUCGGUCCCGCGGCCCCCAGCGCCGCCCUCACACUCACCCGCGGCCCGGGCUCCAGCACCAGCCCCGGCACCGCCAGCACUAGAGGCCCCGGCCCGCAGCCAGGCCGACCAGGGCACCGUCCCAGAGACUUGACUGACUGACGGCGGGAGCGGGAGUUGGCGGCUGAGUUGCCGGCAGCCGGUGCGGACGCAGCGGGGAGAGGAGAGCGGGAGGAGCCGGGGCCGGACGGGCCGAGUGGGAGCGGCGGCCGCCAGCGGGGGAGGGAGGGAGCGGCGCCAUGGCGGGCCGGGAGAGGAAGAUGCCCACCGCCGAGAGAGUGGUCAAGGCUGUUCCCUUUCCACCAACUACUCGUUUGUCCAUCGAGGAGAUCUUCAACGUUGACGGCAAACCAAGGUUGGAUGUUUUGAAAAAUCACUUAAUUAAAGAAGGCCGUGUAGACGAAGAAAUUGCACUUCGAAUUAUUAAUGAUGGAGCUGAAAUUCUGAGGAGAGAAAAGACAAUGAUUGAAGUUGAAGCACCAAUAACGGUAUGUGGUGAUAUUCACGGUCAGUUCUUUGACCUGAUGAAGCUGUUUGAAGUGGGAGGAUCACCAGCCAGCACCAGAUACCUCUUCCUUGGCGAUUAUGUGGACCGAGGAUAUUUCAGCAUAGAGUGUGUUCUCUACUUGUGGACCCUCAAGAUUUUAUACCCAAGUACAUUGUUCCUUUUGCGAGGGAAUCAUGAAUGCAGACACCUCACAGAAUAUUUCACAUUUAAACAAGAAUGUAAAAUCAAAUAUUCUGAAAGAGUGUACGAUGCCUGUAUGGAUGCUUUUGACUGCCUUCCUCUUGCUGCUCUUCUGAACCAGCAGUUUCUUUGUGUCCAUGGGGGACUUUCACCGGAAAUUCAUAGUUUAGAUGAUAUUAGAAGAUUAGAUAGGUUUAAGGAGCCACCUGCCUUUGGGCCAAUGUGUGACUUGUUGUGGUCAGAUCCUUCAGAGGACUUUGGAAAUGAGAAAACACAAGAUCACUUCAGUCAUAAUACAGUGCGGGGAUGCUCCUACUUCUACAGCUAUCCAGCUGUUUGUGAAUUUUUACAAAACAAUAAUUUGCUAUCGAUUAUUCGAGCUCACGAAGCCCAGGAUGCAGGCUACAGAAUGUACAGGAAAAGCCAAACAACUGGGUUCCCAUCAUUAAUUACAAUCUUUUCUGCACCAAACUACCUAGAUGUCUAUAACAAUAAAGCUGCUGUGUUGAAAUAUGAAAACAAUGUGAUGAACAUCCGCCAGUUCAACUGUUCGCCACAUCCCUACUGGCUGCCCAACUUCAUGGACGUCUUCACAUGGUCACUCCCAUUUGUCGGGGAAAAAGUAACAGAGAUGUUGGUUAACGUCCUCAACAUCUGCUCAGACGAUGAGCUCAUGUCUGAGGGAGACGAUGCCUUUGACGGCACGGCUGCAGCUCGGAAAGAGAUCAUCAGGAACAAGAUUCGAGCCAUUGGUAAAAUGGCCAGGGUGUUCUCAGUGCUCAGAGAGGAGAGUGAAAGCGUGCUGACACUGAAGGGGUUAACACCGACUGGAAUGCUACCGAGCGGCGUGCUAGCUGGAGGGCGGCAGACCCUACAAAGUGCCACAGUUGAUGCAAUUGAGGCUGAUGAAGCAAUCAGAGGCUUCUCGCCCCAGCACAAAAUCUGCAGCUUCGAGGAAGCGAAGGGCCUGGACAGGAUCAACGAGCGGAUGCCUCCGCGGAAGGACUCGCCCCAACAAGACGGCAUCAACUCCGUUAGCACGGCAAAUACCAACGAGAACAAUGGGACUGGCAGCAACAACGUCCAGUGACUGUGACCUUCCCCUCAUACACACACCUUGCCUGAGAUACCCCUGAAUCACAGCUUCUGAAACACCCAAGGCCAGGACCCAUGUGUCUGUGUGUUGAACAGCUGAACACAUUGGGACAACUUUGAAUGAUCAGACAUGGCAAAGACAUCCUGCUUUUGAAGGAUGGUAGAUGAAGAUUCAUGUGCAUGCCACAUAUAAUCAAGACUCCUGGACCUUUGGAAAGUCAGUACUGGUUUCACUAAUCACAUCUAGAAUGCAUCUCACACCCAUCGAAUUCAACACUUUAAGUUUACAGGCAGAAUCUAUCUUGAAUAGCUUUAGUUGCUUUCAAUCAGAAUCGGAAUGGAAACCCUAAUUAAUGCUGAAGUGCUGACUAUUUAUUGAUGAACAUUUGUUUUAUUAUGUUGUGUUUCAGAAGGAACUGCAGAUGCUGGAAAAUUGAACGUAGACAAAAGUGCAGGAGAAACUCAGCGGGUGCAGCAGCAUCUA